AUGGCGUGUCCCAACCUCCUUUGCUGUUUGAACUCUUCUCUGAGCCAGACUCUCUGCCUGGCGAUGAAGGUGCAGCAGCCGGUCAGCCAGCAACGCUGUCCUAUGGCCACACUCAACCAGAUGCACCGCCGUGGCCGCCCCAAAUGGCCCGAAACAGGCCCCAGCCCCAUGAACAGGUGUCCCCAGCUCAAGGCUGUGGUGCUAAAGACGAUGAUCAGGAAGCCCAAGAAGCCCAACUCUGCCAACUGCAAGUGCUGCCGCGUGCGCCUGAGCACUGGCCAGGAGGCCAUCUGCUUCAGCCCCGGCGAGGGCCACAACCUCCAGGAGCACAACGUGGUCUUGGUGGAGGGAGGCCGAACCCAGGACCUGCCCGGCAUCAAGCUCAAAGUGGUGCGUGGCAAGCAUGACUGCAGUCACGUACAGAAGAAGAAGUGA
Gracilinanus agilis (Agile Gracile Mouse Opossum) is the source of this 435-nucleotide messenger RNA. RefSeq names its product 28S ribosomal protein S12, mitochondrial-like. Gene Ontology annotation, cellular component: small ribosomal subunit; ribosome. Lineage: Eukaryota; Metazoa; Chordata; Mammalia; Didelphimorphia; Didelphidae. The transcript has a single exon. The record is from RefSeq and is a predicted model, not a curated record. Gene Ontology annotation, biological process: translation. Gene Ontology annotation, molecular function: structural constituent of ribosome. The coding region runs from base 1 to 435 and encodes 144 amino acids.